Molecule: messenger RNA, 719 nt
Organism: Impatiens glandulifera
Lineage: Eukaryota; Viridiplantae; Streptophyta; Magnoliopsida; Ericales; Balsaminaceae
Product: actin-depolymerizing factor 5-like
Exons: 3
Coding region: 105-536 (143 amino acids)
Biological process (GO): actin filament bundle assembly; actin filament depolymerization
Cellular component (GO): cytoplasm; actin cytoskeleton
Molecular function (GO): actin filament binding
Source: RefSeq, a predicted model, not a curated record
AUCUUACCCCCCACCGUCUCAUUUCACCUUCCGUCGGCGGUUUCACUUUUUAUUCAUUCGCUUAAACCUUACGCAGAACAGAGGAAGGAAAAAGAAGAAGAACAAUGGCGAUGGCUUUCAAAAUGGCUACGACGGGGAUGUGGGUGGCGGAUGAGUGUAAGAAGUCGUUUAUGGAGAUGAAAUGGAAGAAAGUUCAUCGAUAUAUUGUGUUUAAGAUCGACGAACGAUCUCGAUUGGUUCAGGUCGAUAAAGUAGGCGGCGCCGGUGAGAGCUAUGAUGAUUUCACCAAAUCUCUACCGGAAGAUGAUUGCCGAUAUGCCGUGUUUGAUUUCGAUUUUGUAACUGUUGAUAAUUGCAGGAAGAGCAAGAUCUUCUUCAUCGCAUGGGCACCGGCGGCAUCUAGAAUAAGAGCAAAAAUACUAUACGCGACAUCAAAAGCAGGAUUGAGAAGGGCGUUGGAUGGGAUUCAUUAUGAAUUGCAGGCAACAGAUCCAACUGAGAUGGGAUUCGAUCUCAUCAAGGACAGAGCCAAAUAGAGAGAGCUAUUAUUAUCUGUUGCCAGCCAUGGAUUUGCAUCUUUUUACAUUCUAUAAAUAACUCAGGAAUCAAUUCAUCAAUCAAUCAAUUCGAUGAUCUGAUCUGAUCUUUGUUUUGUGCCCUGUUUACAAGUUAUAAUCUUGAACUCGAUCUACUAAUCAUCCUCCAAUAAUUUGACAUGA